This is a messenger RNA of Pseudomyrmex gracilis, 1326 nucleotides long. RefSeq lists its product as uncharacterized. Gene Ontology annotation, molecular function: sequence-specific DNA binding. The record is from RefSeq and is a predicted model, not a curated record. Bases 187 to 900 code for a protein of 237 amino acids. The transcript is spliced from 4 exons. NCBI's taxonomy places the organism in Eukaryota, Metazoa, Arthropoda, Insecta, Hymenoptera, Formicidae.
GCCGAGGGAGUGACCGAGAGCAACGAAGAUAGACGUUCGAGAGUCGGUUGAGAGAGAGAGUGAUAGUGAGAAGUGAUAGCAGAUAGCAUGCAAUGCAUGCAUGUGAUGCAGACUUAUUGAGAGACUUGGCAGACACGCUGUUAUAAAUCGGUUCAAUGCGAAGUUAAAAAGUGACAUUUAUAAUUAAUGAUGGUGCGGUCUUGCUGCAUUUGCAAAUCUGAACAUGGUGUUCAAAGUGAUGUUUCUUUCCAUCGUGUUCCUCAAAAAGACGAAUUGAGAGAAAAGUGGAUCAGUGUAAUAGGACAUCAAGUUACUAAAAACAGUUCUGUUUGCAGUAAUCAUUUCACAGACACUGACUUUAGAUACAAGGUAAUAAAAAAUGUGCCAAAGAGAUACUUAAUGCCAGAUGCUGUUCCCAGUGUACUUCAUCCGGUACAACAGACAAUGACGUUUACAAUUAGUGAAUCGUUGGAUGAAGAGAAUACCGAACAAGAAGUUGAUAAUGGCAGUGACACUAGUGAUAAACAUCCUAAAUCGGAGGUUAAUUCAAAACAAUCCGCCAGUCCAGCAGCAUUAAUUGAUGAAGAUUCACCAAUUAAUGAAGAUUAUUUACCAUUGGAAAGGAAAAACGAGAAGAAAUCUGCAAAUCCAAUUGCAAAGCGUUUCUGCCAUCCCCGAUUUAUUGGAGAUCUUUGCCGUGAAGAUUUUACUUCUCGCGAAAGUUGGGAAAUGUUUGAAAAGUUUCGUAGAUUAAAUAAGAUUAAGCUAAAGACUUUAAAUCAAAAGGUGACGCGACUAAACAAUAAGUUAGAAUGCAUGAGGAACUUACUGAGAUACUUAGGAAAAAAGAAGAUUCUGUCGAAAGAAGAAGCAGUAAACUCCUCGGAAGAAAGUAUGUAAACAAUGCGUGCGUCCAAAAGCAUGAUCGCUCACCGAGCGGCUAAGUAGCAAUCGAUUUAGAUUUAAAGUAAGACCCGAUCACGGUCGAUUGCUACUUAGCCGCUCGGUAAGCGAUUGUUUCUGGAUGCGAUCAAUGGGGUUACGUGCAGGAAACUCAACAGUUGAGAGAGAUCAUUUGUGAUAAGGGCACGGGGGUACCUCGCGCAGCGCGCGCGCGCUUUGCGCAUAUACUUGGCGCGAGGUACUACCGUGUGCCUCUUGAUUUAUAUUUCGAGCGUGCAAUUCGUUUUCUUCGUAAACAAAUUCACACGCAUCGAUCCGUUUUAAUGCUUUGCGUCACAUAGUUGGAAUUAUUACAAUUCAUUAAUUUUAUCGAGUUACAUCUUGCAAAUGCGUCAAUUAUUAAUAAAAUAAGAAUUAAACUAA